This is a messenger RNA of Gekko japonicus, 1249 nucleotides long. RefSeq names its product E3 ubiquitin-protein ligase TRIM39-like. Lineage: Eukaryota; Metazoa; Chordata; Lepidosauria; Squamata; Gekkonidae. Bases 261 to 1112 code for a protein of 283 amino acids. The transcript has 7 exons. The record is from RefSeq and is a predicted model, not a curated record. Gene Ontology annotation, molecular function: protein binding.
UCUGCAAAACUGAUGAGACCCUCAUUUGCCAGGUCUGUGAUAGAUCCAAAACUCACCGAGGUCACGCAGUCGUUCACACAGAAGAAGCUGCUGCAGAUUACAAGGAGACGCUGCUGAAGCAUCUUGAAAAUCUGAAGAAAGAAAGAAACAAGAUUCAGUCAGCUAAAUCAAAUGGAGAAAAGCCAAGCCAGGAGUUAUUGAAGGAGACACAAGCCAAGAGACAGGAGAUUGUGUCUGGAUUCCAACAACAGCGGCAGUUUAUGGAACAACAAGAGCAACUCCAGCUGUCCAAGCUGAGGGGCCUAGAAAAGGAGAUUGAGAGGAAAAGAGAUGAUUAUGCCAGCAAGUUUGUGGAUGAACUGUCUGGCAUCACUGCUCUGAUUGGCGAUGUGGAAAAGAAGGAGAAGCAGCCAACAAAUGAAUUCCUGCAGGAUAUUGGAAGCAUAUUGGACAGAUGUAAGAAGGGGAAAUUUCAUUAUCCAGCUGUACCUGAUUCUUCAGAUAUGAGGAAAAGGCUCAAUCAGUUCUGUCAAGAGAGCACAUCUCUGCAGAGUUCUUUGAAGAAAUUCAGAGAGAACAUGUUGAAACCAAAAUGGAUCAAAGAAAAUGUGUUGCUGGAUCCAGAAACAGCCCAUCCCCGAUACGUUGUGUCUGCAGAUCAGAAGACUUUAAAAUGGGGGGAUGUCCGUCAGCAAUACGAAAAGAGAUUUGAGUGUGUUCGCUGUGUUCUUGGCUGUGAGGGGUUCACUUCAGGAAAACAUUAUUGGACUGUGGAUGUAGGAGAUGGAGAUUAUUGGGCUGUGGGAGUGGCCAAAGAAUCUGUGGAGCGGGAGGAGGAAAUUACUCUUGAACCUGAUGAGGGAAUCUGGGCAAUUGGGCUUUACAACGAUCAGUACAAAGCUCUGACCUCACCUCCUACUGUGCUAGAAGUAGAGGAUGAGCCAACAGAGAUCCAGGUUUCUUUGAACUACGAAGGCGGGACAGUUAAUUUUUAUGAUGCUGAAGAUAAGACCCGUCUCUACACAUUUCAGUCGGUUGAUUUUGAAGGGGAAGAAAUUUUCCCUUUUUUCCGGAUUGUUGAUUCAUCAACUGUCCUGAAGUUGUGCUCUUAAAAGACAGGCUAGUGCUCUGCCGUGGUUGAGAGUGGCAGAUGCUGCAAUGCGAGGGAUCAAGCUGAAUGUGAAAUUAGGGGGUAUUCUUUUUAGUCUACUUACCUUUGAAGGAAAAAAAGAAUGUGACGUUCAUAUAG